Messenger RNA from Desarmillaria tabescens, 435 nucleotides. RefSeq lists its product as uncharacterized. Lineage: Eukaryota; Fungi; Basidiomycota; Agaricomycetes; Agaricales; Physalacriaceae. The record is from RefSeq and is a predicted model, not a curated record. The annotation marks the transcript as partial. The transcript has a single exon. Gene Ontology annotation, cellular component: mitochondrial large ribosomal subunit. Gene Ontology annotation, biological process: mitochondrial translation. Gene Ontology annotation, molecular function: structural constituent of ribosome.
CCAAGUGUACUCCGCAUCCAAACCCGGAGCGUCUCCUCCUCGCCAUACGGCCGCACGCACGUCUGGAAACGCCGCCAACCCGUACUCCCCAACCCCGUCGUGCCAAAAUACCCCCAACGCAUCAUCCGCUCCGACGGGAGCUCCUUCACGCACUGGACCACCUCCCCGCGGUCCCUCCUCCGCCUCACACGGGACGUGACGAACAACCCAGUAUGGAACACGGGUCUCUGGGCUGACGAGGGCGCCAUGGAGGACGAGGCGAACGCGCAAGGGAGGCUGGGGAGGUUUAAUCGCCGGUUUGAUGGUGUCGGGGGAGCGGGGAGCGAGAUUGACUGGAUGGCAGGGUCGGAUAAGGAGACGUCCUCUGGAGAGUUGGUGGAUCCGAGCGAGUAUAUGAUCAAGGCGAAAAAGUCGAAGAAGAAGGGAGGGUCGUAG